AUGUCAGACAAAAACAAUUCAACAAGUGGAGAUACAUCUAUCUCAUCAUCAUCAUCUACUUCACAAUUGAGUAGUUCAUUACUCAGAUUGAAAUUAUUGGAUGCUUUAAGAGGUGGUGAUAAUCAGAAGAUUGAUUCAAUUAUAAAUGAAUUAGCUUCAUGUAAAACUCAUACUUUACAAACUCAAGAUAUUGUUCAAUUAAAAGAAACAAUAUUCCAUUAUGCUGUUCAAGUUGCUUCCUUAAAUGUAUUACAAUUCUUAAUUUCAAAUCUGAAUAAAUAUAAUAUUGAUAUAAAUGCUCAAGAUAAAGAUGGUAAUACUCCUUUACAUUUGGCAGCAAUGGCAAAUCGUUUAGAUAUUGUAAAAUAUUUAUUAUCAUUACCAAAUAUUAAUGAUACAAUUGUUAAUUUAAAUAAAAAACAACCAGUUGAAGUAUGUAAAGAUGUAACUAUUGCUCAAUUGAUGCAAUUUGAACGUGCAAAAUUUGUGGAAAAAUCUGCCGGUGAAUUAAGAGCCUUUUUCAGUAAUCGAGAUUUUCAAAAUUUAGAAAAUUUAUUAGUCAACAAUCCAAGAGCUUCAGAAUUAUUAGAUAUUAAUGGUGCUGAUCCUGAAACUGGUAACACUGUCCUUCAUGAAUUCAUUUCCAAAAAUGAUAUUGAAAUGUGUGAUUGGAUUUUAAAACAUGGCGGUGAUCCAUUCAAAAGAGAUAAAAGAGGGAAAUUACCAAUUGAUUUAGUUCAUUCUAACGAUCGAUUAAAAAAAUUACUUAAAUCAGCAAGAAAGGAUCAAAAUAUCAUGGAUCCAGUAGCAACUACCAGUAACGCAAUCAAAACUGGUAAUGCUCCCACUUACAAAGGUUAUUUACGUAAAUGGACCAAUUUUGCUUCUGGUUAUAAAUUAAGAUAUUUCAUCUUGGAUCUGCAAGGAAUUUUAUCUUAUUAUACUAAUCAAGAAGAUACAAAUAAUGCAUGUCGUGGAUCCAUAAAUUUAGCAUAUUCAUCAUUGCAUUUAGAUUCUUCAGAAAAACUGAAAUUUGAAAUCCAUGGUAAGAAUGGACUUAGUUGGCAUUUAAAAGCAAAUCAUCCAAUUGAAACUAAUAGAUGGGUAUGGACAUUACAGAAUGCAAUCACAAUCGCUAAAGAUAACAUAAAGAGAAAACGUACCUCAACUGGAGGUGGUGGCAUGAUUGCUGAAAAUGAUGAAUCAUCAACACUUGAGAACCCUCCAGUUAGGCAUAGCAUUGAUGUUUACGGACCUUACGCAGGUAAUGGACAAGAAGAAAAGAAACCUAGUCGACUUAAAAGAAUCGGCCGUAAAUUCAAGAGCCACAGCAGAACUUCAAGUCAAGUCUCACUUACUUCUUUUACUUCCGAAUCUCAUGAUGAAUUAGGGAAAAGGAUGUCCCGAUUGUCUCGAAGUAUGGAUGAACAAAUUAGUACUCGAAACUCAUCAGGCUUUGAAUAUGGUAUUGGUGAUUUAGAAACUGGUAUUCCCGAUGAGGAGGAUGAUUAUGACAGUGACACCGAAUCAAGUCAAGAUUUAACACCCUUGAAUGACCAAGCUGCGGCUUUGAAAAGGUCCCUCGACGUCGAAUUGGCAUGUUUACUUGAUCUUUUCGAACAAGCCAACAAGGAAGAAAAUCUCCAAUCUGAUUCAAAACAGGCAAUCGAAGUUUAUCAUGUCGGAAAAUCCACCAUUGAAUCAAUUGUUGACUUAAUCAAGAAAUAUAACACUAUUAUUGAAACUCGUGACUCUAAAUUGAAACGUAGUUUAGAAAGACAAUUAGAAAUCAAUAAAUUAUGGGAGAGUUCAAUUCAACAACUUGAACAAGAAAUGAAGGAUCGUGAAACAAAAUUAUUAGAAUAUCAAGAUCAAAAGAAACAACUAAAGAGAUUGAUUGGAAAGCAGCAAUCAUUCCCAUCACCAGUCCUAUUAGCAAAAGAAGAAGAACUUGUUUCUCCAUUACCUUCCAAAACUGGUUCAAAUGAAUUUUAUUCACCAACUCGUGCAUUAAGUCCCAAACCAGUUGAAGAACAAAUUAGAGAAGUGGAUCAAAUGUUGAAGCAGGACGAGAAACCACCUGUUUUGGUUAGCGGAGGUGUUGAAGUUCAAAUUAAUGAUAUUCUUGGAGAAGAUUCCGAUAAUGAUGAAUUCUUUGAUGCUGACGAAUUUGAAGAUGAAGAAGAAGUGAUAUUUGAACAGCCGGCGGAGGAGAUUGAAAUCGAGGAAAAAUUGGUUCCAAGUGUAGAAAUUGCCAAAGCAGUCGAAGUGGAAGAAGAAACAGCCGAAGUGGAAGAAGAAGAAGUUGAAGGACUCAAUCCUGUUCAAAAGAAUGCUCUCCAAUUAAUCAAGAAGGAAGAAUCAUUUAAAGGGUACGAAAAUCCACCAAGAAAGAAAUUAUCCAUGGAUGAAGAUAAUAGACCGAAAGUUGGUCUUUGGGGAAUUUUGAAAUCCAUGAUUGGUAAAGAUAUGACAAGAAUGACCUUACCUGUUUCAUUUAAUGAGCCUACUUCAUUAUUACAAAGGUUGACUGAAGAUAUUGAAUAUUGUCUGUUAUUAGAUCAAGCAUGUCAAUUUGAUGAUUCUACCUUACGUUUGAUCUAUGUUGCCACAUUUGCUGCCACUGAAUAUUCUUCCACCAUUAAUAGAAUUGCGAAACCAUUUAAUCCUCUUUUGGGAGAAACAUUUGAAUAUUGUCGUCCGGAUCAAAAUUAUCGUUUAAUUGUUGAACAAGUUAGUCAUCAUCCACCUAUUAGUGCUUGUCAUGCUGAUUCACCUAAAUGGGAUUAUUAUGGAGAGAACGCAGUUGAUUCGAAAUUCACUGGGCGUUCAUUUGAUUUCAAGCAUUUAGGUAGGAUGUUUUGUGUCCUUCGUCCUGAUCACGGGGUGGUAGAUAGAGACAACAAAGUUGUCCCAGAAGAGCUUUAUACGUGGAAAAAAGUCAAUACCGCCGUUGUUGGUAUUAUGCUAGGAAACCCUACAGUUGAUAACUAUGGAAAAAUGAUUGUCGAAAAUCGCACCACGGGAGAUCUGAUUAUCGUCGACUUGAAACAACGUGGAUGGAGAGCAUCUUCAGCCUAUCAACUAUCAGGACAAGCCCUUGAUCGUUAUGGCAAACCACAGUGGGCCAUGGGCGGUCACUGGAAUUCGAAAAUAUACGCCAAGAAGAUCCCUCAACAUGAGUCAAUCGAGGAUAUUGAACAACAACGACAAAGAAGAAAUUCAUUAUUGGAAGAACCAUCAAGUCGAGCAGUCACGACAACUGAUCCAUUCCAGGGACUGAAAUUCUUGGUUUGGCAAGUUGCUCCUCGUCCAAAAGUCCCAUUCAACUUGACUCAAUUUGCAGUCACAUUGAAUGGAAUUGAUGAUAAUUUGAAAUCAUGGCUAGCACCUACUGAUACCAGAUUAAGACCUGAUCAAAGAGCAAUGGAGAAUGGUGAGUAUGAUUUUGCGGCAGAUGAGAAGCAUAGGGUAGAAGUUAAACAGAGGGCGGCCAGAAAAGCGAGAGAUGAAAGUGGAGCCCCAUAUAUUCCUAAUUGGUUCAUUAAGAAGAAACAUCCAAUUACUGGUGAUGCAUUUUGGGAGUUUAAUGGGAAGUAUUGGAAAGAGAGACAAGCAAAGAGAUUGGCUGAUACUGGCGAUAUCUUUUAG
Molecule: messenger RNA, 3651 nt
Organism: Hemisphaericaspora subhashii
Lineage: Eukaryota; Fungi; Ascomycota; Pichiomycetes; Serinales; Debaryomycetaceae
Product: oxysterol-binding protein related protein
Exons: 1
Coding region: 1-3651 (1216 amino acids)
Biological process (GO): endocytosis; piecemeal microautophagy of the nucleus; maintenance of cell polarity
Cellular component (GO): intracellular membrane-bounded organelle; cytosol; membrane
Molecular function (GO): sterol binding; protein binding
Source: RefSeq, a predicted model, not a curated record